Cucurbita pepo subsp. pepo (vegetable marrow) is the source of this 705-nucleotide messenger RNA. The record is from RefSeq and is a predicted model, not a curated record. NCBI's taxonomy places the organism in Eukaryota, Viridiplantae, Streptophyta, Magnoliopsida, Cucurbitales, Cucurbitaceae.
CCCAAACAAAUAUGAAUCGAAGCCACAAAAUCUGGCUCUCGUUUCUUGAGGGGUGAGAGGCGGGAGAGGUGGAAGCGGGAAAUGGCGGCACUCGCCCUCCAUGUCUCAGUUCCUCAGUCUCAACCACUCAUUCGUUUCCCUUCCUUUUCUCUUUCAAGAUUCUCUCAAUGUUCGAAGAGAAGGAAUUUGCUCUACUGUGCUCCGCCUUAUCUCGACAAUGUUCGAUCAGAGGUAUCCUUGUGCGUUGGAACUCAUCUCAUUCCACACCCUAACAAGGCACUCACAGGAGGGGAGGAUGCUUUCUUUGUCAGUAGCUACGCGGGAGGAGUUAUUGCUGUUGCUGAUGGUGUCUCUGGUUGGGCUAAAGAAAAUGUGGACCCUGCUUUAUUUCCUCGAGAAUUUUUGGCUAAUGCUUCAGAUUUGGUGGGGAAUGACGAUGAGGUUAAUAACGACCCCCAGAUUCUUUUGAGGAAGGCACAUGCUUCUACCUCUGCAACUGGUUCAGCUACUGUAAUUGUUGCAAUGAUGGAGAGGAAUGGCAAGCUGAAAAUUGCUAAUGUUGGAGAUUGUGGAUUAAAGGUCAUUCGUAAAGGUCAAAUUAUAUUUUCCACGUCCCCACAAGAGCAUUACUUUGACUGCCCGUAUCAACUGAGCUCAGAACGGGUUGGCCAGACAUUCCUCGAUGCCAAGGUUAGCAACGUGGAG